Messenger RNA from Schistocerca nitens (vagrant locust), 8434 nucleotides. Its product is annotated as copine-8-like. Gene Ontology annotation, biological process: cellular response to calcium ion. The transcript has 8 exons. Gene Ontology annotation, cellular component: plasma membrane. NCBI's taxonomy places the organism in Eukaryota, Metazoa, Arthropoda, Insecta, Orthoptera, Acrididae. The coding region runs from base 60 to 1742 and encodes 560 amino acids. The record is from RefSeq and is a predicted model, not a curated record. Gene Ontology annotation, molecular function: calcium-dependent phospholipid binding.
GGGCGUUUUGUACAAGUUUAGUGUUUAGUUAAACUGGUAUUACAACAGUGAAAGUGAAAAUGUCAGCAGGUUUUGUACCAGGAACGGCAGCACAAUGCACAACGGAAGUUGAGCUCUCUAUAUCUUGCAGGAAUCUAAUAGGUAAAGACAUAUUGAGCAAAUCAGACCCCAUGUGUGUAACAUAUAUGAAACCAUUUGGUGAGUCUCGUUGGGUUGAAUACCAUCGAACAGAGCACAUCAAUAACACACAUGAUCCAGAUUUUACAAAGAAAGUUCACGUUAUGUACCGAUUUGAAGAACAGCAGCCAAUAAAGUUUGACAUCUAUGAUAUCGAUUCCUCAAGUACAAAUCUUGCUGAUCAUGAUUUUCUUGGAUCAGCAUACUGCACCUUGGGACAGAUUGUGUCAAGUGGAAAGGUUCAGCUUCCUCUGCAAUCAAAUGCAAGUCAACCUGUGGGGGAUCAUCAAAGCUUUGUGGUUGUUACUUCUGAGGAACUCUCAUCCUGUAAAGAUGAAGUUAUUCUAGAGUUCAGUGGACACAACCUGGAGAAGAAAACAUUCCUGUUUUUCUUUGGACAUUUAAAUCCAUACCUUGUAUUCUAUAAAUCAACCGAAUCUGGAGAUUUCUCUGCAGUUUUCAAAACAGAGGUAGUGCAUCACACCAAUAAACCACAUUGGCGUCGCUUUUCAAUUCCUGUAAGGCAGCUUUGUAAUGGUGAUUAUGACCGCAACAUAAAAGUCUCGUGUUUCCAUUCAAGUUCAUAUGGAGGUGAUGACUCACUUGUUGGAGAGUGUAAUGUUACCUUGCGAACACUAUCUUCAGGCCCUUCCAGCGAUACAAAGCUCCAGCUUAUUCAUCCUGAGAAGAAGAGAAAACCAUCAUACAGACAUUCUGGUGAAAUUUGGUUAGACAAUUUUGAGACAAGGAAGAUAUAUUCUUUCAUGGAUUACAUUAAGGGAGGUACUCAGCUUCAUUGCACCAUUGCUAUUGAUUUCACAGGAUCUAACGGCAAUCCAUUCACUCCUGAGUCACUACAUUUCAUUGGUCCAAAUCCAAAUAUGUAUGAGCAAGCAAUACAAUCAGUUGGAACUAUAAUCCAGGAUUAUGACACUGACAAAUUGUUUCCUGUACUUGGAUUUGGAGCUCGUUUACCUCCUGAUGGCAGAGUAUCACACGAGUUCUUUGUCAACAUGAACCCAACUAAUCCAUAUUGUGAUAGAAUUGCAGGCGUUCUUGCUGCAUACAGAGAUUGUAUAAGACAGAUCCAGUUGUCUGGUCCAACAAAUUUUGCUCCAGUUAUAAAUCACGUUGCCAGGUUUGCAAAUGCCUACAGAGAUGGCUCCAACUAUUUUAUUCUCCUGAUUCUUACUGAUGGUGUCAUUAGUGACAUGCCACAGACCACUCAGGCCAUUGUGGAUGCAUCCUGUCUUCCAUUGUCUAUAAUAAUAGUUGGCAUUGGAAAUGAUGACUUUAGUGCCAUGGAGACCCUGGAUGCUGAUACUAUAGCACUGUCUGCUGGUGGCCGACGAGCUGUUCGUGACAUAGUACAGUUUGUUCCAUUCAACAAGUUUAUGCAUAUGGGUGAUCCCCAAACUGCUAGGCUCAGGUUAGCAAGAGAAGUGCUUGCAGAAAUCCCGCAGCAGUUUAUUGGUUAUAUGAAGGCUAACAAUAUCGUUCCAAAACCACCUCAAGAAAAUGUAGUUAUGCUGCCACCUGAUCCAACUCUUACAGCAAUAUCAUAAACAUUUGCAUUUCAUGUGUGUGUAUGUGUAUUUACAAAACUGGAAUGAUAAAAUUAUUACACAUUUAUUCCAAUGUGCUUUUGUUUGUUUCAGUGUUAUAAAAGCAUGUUAAAAUAUUUGUACUAAACAUUGCAAACUGUACACUUCAGUCCCACAAACUUUUUACCCAAUGUAUUGGGGUUGGUUUCAGCCGACUAAAUAGAUCAAAAUAAUGUGUUCAGUAAAGAUGUGUAUGAUAUGUUUGCCAGUUAGCGAAGUUCAUAAAUUAGAUUACAGUGGUGGUUUUGUAUAUCUCAAAAAUAUAUUUAUUGGAUAUUUUUUAUAAGUAACAAAAUUUCAUUUAGUGUGAAGUAAUACAUGAAUUAUUUAGGAUUCAUUUAAAACCUAAAGAAACAAAUGCUUUUUAAAAAAUGGAAAGUACUGGAUAGAGUAACAUUAAUAUGGAAAAGGUAGAUUGCUCUCACCAUAUAGUGAGCCACCGGCUCUCAGACAGGCACAAUUAAAAUGACUGCUUUUGGACAAAAACUUUGGAGACAGUGGUCUUGCAUGUGUGGGUUGUGCUUUUGUGAAUAUGUGUAUGUUUUCUAUAUCAGAAGAAGGACUUUGUCCAGCAGAUCAAAUAUUUUAGUUGCCUUAUUCAUUGUGUCUGUCUUUGAGUCAAUGCUGCCUGUAUGUGGUGAGUAGCAUUCUAGACUUUCAAAAAAUGCUUUUUCAUCUGUAUGUGUAAGACCUGUUCAGUAGGACUCGUAUGGUCACAGACCUGUGAUCACAAAGCUGGUCAGUCAAUGACACUGCCACAUUUUUUACUCGUUUUCUUUCUUUUUGAAAAUUUCAAUUCCCUAGUGUCUCAUUUUUUACUGAAAUUCUUCUUAUACUGAAAAUAGUUAGGUACUUAAAGUAAUCAAGGAAUGUGCGUUAAAGGAAGUUUUGCUCAUUAUUGCAGUUGAAAUAUUGUGGUAACUAUGGAAAGACAGUACUUGUUUCAAUGAGGGGUGUGAUUUCUUGAAUCAGGUUAUACAAAUUGAACACAUUGUCAUUCAGUAGAAAACUGCCACUAAGAAAGAUUUUAAGUCAUCUCACAAAACAUUCUUUUUUGAAUGUUUUAAGCCAAAGGAAAAGUCAGUAACAAAUUCUUACUUACUGCAUUCCAUAGUAUAGUUUGCAAACAAAUUUUCUGUCAUUUUUGGAAAUGACCACUAAAUGUACAAAAAGUUUAGACAAAAGAUUGCAUUUAUAUUUUCAUAAAAAACUAUUCCCUUAUUACACAUUUGAAAAAUUCCGUAUAUCAGUUAAGAAAAAACUGCCACAAUCUUUUCAUCGGCAUCAGUUAAAAGUAUAGCAAUCUUGGGGAAAGAAAAUCUCUGACAGUUGCAGUGGGCUUCGCAAGGCUACUAUGGGUGCCUGUCUCAACCAUUCAUGUAACACAACUUUGUAUACAUCUCUAUGGUAGUGCAGCUGUUUGAUCUUUACGGCUAAAUACCAACUGUCAGGUAUCUGUUUCUGCGGUCUCUAUUAUAAAUGCUAUUUGACUCGGCUUCCUGUCCGUACUUGACAAGAGUAACUGGUAAGGUGUUUCUCAUAUCUGCAUCCCACAACUCAGUGUCAGAGAGCUCUCCUCACUAAAACAACAAAACACAUUUAAUUCUUCUUCCUUUUACUGGGAGUUGAGUGUAUUAAACUCUAUCUUGGCCAGCAAACACAGUUUAUUACAGUAACAAAUAUGAUUAUUAUUGGGUGCUAGGCUGAAAAGGUAUGAGUAAAAGAAACCUUGAAUGAUAUGUUUUCAAGUUUGCAAACAAAUUGACAAAUUCAGUUUUUGCACAAUAUAUGGACAACUUACCUAGUCAUCAAGGCAUAUGCAGAAAUAGAAUCAUCAGCCCAUCUGGAUACACAAAAAUGCAUAAUCCACCAUGUGUGCCAAAGAACCUCAGAAAUCACGUGUAAAAUGAUGCAACUGCUCUCAUUCAUAUAUAAAUGAUAUAGUAGCAAGGAUUUGCACAUUGAAAUUAAUUUGUGCUUGUUAAGAUGGCUCAUUGUGGUGGUUAAGUAAUUCCGUGGUCAAGGUGGUUUGUGGCAAAUAUGCCAACAUGCCACUUAUCAUUUUAAUGAGCCGUCACCUCAAAAUCUUCAAUAGCAAAUAGCCAUGUAAUGUCUUCAUAAGACUGCAAGAGAGUGGAGAUAACUCUGGUUCAAUACAGAUUUGAAAGCUGCCAAGAAAUUAAAAAAGAAAGGUGGUAAGGAUAAAGAGUAAGACAGAUAUAAUUAACAAUAAAUACUGUACUCUAGUGGCUGACAACAUAGCAGCACACAUUUUGAAGUACUACUAAUGUCACAUAUUUACUAACAUGAGGAAAUUUCCUUACUAGAUUAGUGUGCAACUAAAAAAGAGUCAAAUGGUGGGGUGAGCACAGGAGUGAGAGACUCCACCAUAUGCUGGACCAGCCAGUAGCAUCAUUCGUUCAUGUGUCUGCAGUACGCACAAAGAUAAUUUGGAAUUGGUUUUUCAAGUCAUUGUAAAUAUCGGAAGCCCACUUAGGGGUCGUGGUUUCCUUAUGGCUGACAUAAUGUGCACACACAAGUACUCUGUUAACAAGUGGUACUGAUAGUUUUUGGAAUACACAAAUUUUUAAAGGCUAAGUCAAAAACGUGAAUAGUGGCCUCAUGGUUCAUACUCUUAGUGUUGCCAGUUGUUUGGGACAAAGCUGAGAACACAUUGGUGCCACCACAAAUUAUUCUCUCUCUCUUUGCAGAGAAUGCAUCACAAAUAUGCCUUCUAACUUGCACACUUCUCUAGCUGAUGGCUUAAGUACACUCUUUUCAAUAUUUCAUUCAUAAUUAUAAAUGUACUGUGCGGAUUGAUGUGCUUUCUUUGAGACUCAUUGUAGUCCUUGUGGUCUCCUUCUGUGCUACAGAUUAGUAUUAACGAAAAAAAGUCAGCUUCUGACUUCUUUCCUAAAAUUUUAAGGGGAUUUUUUUUUAAUUUAUCUAUUUAAAAUGGGGGAAAAUGCUGUAAAAAAACUUUUUCCCCCUGUAAAAUGACUUAUUUAGCCAAUUCAUAAGGUGCUUGCUACUUUAGGUGCCAUAUUUUGUAGAUAUAUGCUAAAUGUUAGUGCCAAACUGCCAGUGAAUUGAAUAUAUUUGUAUGUAUGUACAGCCUAUUUCUUCAGUUCAAAUGUACUAAGAUUGGGAAGAAUAUCAAAAUAAUCUAAUACUGUGUUUCAUGGUACUCCCAUUUGUUACCAAACCAAGCAUUCUCUGAUAAUUUUGAGAGACUCUUACAUGUAUACUUGAUGUUCCUGUGCAGUACAAAGAUGACAAAUGCAAUGGCUAUCAAACUAUUGAGAAUUACUUAUAUGUUUGUUUAUUGUAAUGGUAUAAACAUGUUUUAAAAAGCUUAUCAGAAUCUGAAUUUACUACAUCUUCUUAUUGUACAAUUUAAGACAUUUAAAAUUCACUUGUGUUAUUCAAACUAUCAUGGCUCUCAUUUGUAAAUAGUUUGUACUGCUAGUUGCAUGAAUAUUAUAUUUUUACAACUAAUUUAUGUAAAAAGAUGUUGAUAUAUUAUUCGUUCUGAUCAAUUUGUAGAAUAGAAUUUUAAUAUACUAUAGGUGUGAAUUCUCAUGUUACACCAUUCCAUGAAACGUCUUGUAGUAUUAAGAAUGUACUAUGCCAGUAACUAUAUCGCACAUUGUGAAAACAAGGUAUCUUGUAUUUUAAAUAUUGUUUAUUGUCACACACAGAGUUAUGUAAGUCCACAAUCUAAAUUUACCACUACUGGACUGUGUAAAGCUGCAGGUUAGGUGCACUUUCUAAUUUACACCUGAAAUAUAGCUUGUUACUCAUUGCUCAUUCUCAGAUCAUUUCCCUAUCUUUGAUAUGGACACAGUGUUCUUAGUAUGCUAUUCUUUUCAGUCUCAUGCACACUGUCUUAACUCAAAUCCAUAUAUACCUCCCCACUUUCUCCUCCCACCAUACACACCUCUCACCACCACACAAGAAAGAAAAAACUCUUGAUUACUUUAGCUCUGCCUUUAUGAGAGAAUGAAAGUGACACUUGAGGUCAGUUACCUUGUUUUGCAAAUUGAGCUCUCUGAAUAUGCGUCAUGGAUGCUUUCAGUCUCUAAAUUGCUAAUCAUUACGUAGGAAUUUUCCCAGUCUCUAAAUUGCUAGCCAUCACAUAGGAUAUUCAUCCUUGAGAAGACGGCCUAGUGGAGAAUGGUUUGGUCCCAGCUUUGGGGCUGUUUACAAAAAGGAAUCUCUCUUUGCAGCAGUGUGUAAGCCUGUGUGUAACAUUAAAUUUAGAUACCAAACUGGAUUCAUAAAGUUUCGUUCUGGCAGACCCUCUCCCCAGUAUGUCCAAACUGUAGAGGCUCUUCUGUUAACCAUGCAGACUCGGAACCAUUGCAGUCUUCAUUAAUAUGAGUAUUGGUGUUUUGCACAUGAUUGUGUCCAGUCUAACAUUUAACUUGUUAAGAGCCAUGAAAGGGUGAGAGAGGCUAUGAUACCUAGCAUAAUGUCAACAAAUUCAUGCUUGAGAGACCUUAAGUGGCUUUGUUAGACAGAGAUUUUGAGUGAUAUUCAGUAAGGACAAAUAUGAGAAUUGACGCACCCCUUCCAUAUGCAAACUUGUGAAAAAAUUCACCAGUCUGCAGUAUCUUUCAAAGAAUGAUGGAGAGAAUGCACAUUCCAUGUAUCAUUUGUAACGUAGCUGAUCCCUACAUAUGUCUUGAAAUUCUACCUCAAUUUGUGUCAAAAUCUGGGAAAUUUCGACUGAAGUGGUCUUGAAAGAUGAAAUAUGUUAUUCAAAUACACUGUUGGAAAGAGAAACUGGAAUGGAGCUUGCCUACCUUAUUUCUUUGACAGGUGUGUUUUAAUACUUUUUUUUUCUGUGAGAAUUAUUACGUACAUGAAAGCACAUUCUUCAUUCACAACCAGAAACAUUUUAUUGUAAUGUAGACAUAAAUAGUUUGGUUGUCUGUUUCAUAGUACAAAAUAUAUCCCCUGACUAUGUGCAUGUAAUGACUAGUGUAUCGUUUAUAACAAAUUUAUACUCUUGUAUUUCUUCCAUGGAUGAAGAUAUCAGGUAAUAGGCAUUGCAGACUUAUUUGUAUUUCAUGUAGUGAGUUGAUUCCUCAUCACACAAAUGUCAGUGACUGAAAUCAGCACAAGCUUUUCCUCGAAUUUUCCACUGCAAGUCACAUGUGGUUCACUUUUAUUGUUACAAAUCGUGUCAGCAGUGCAAUCUCCUACUGUCUAACCCCCCCCCCCCCUCUCUCUCCCUCUCUCUCCAAGAGCAUUUUUAUGCUAAAACUGAAAGACUGUAUUUAUAUCUAAGGGAAUUCGUAUCGUGCUUACUUCCCAAUAAAAAUUAUUUUAAUUCUUUGUGUAAAUGUAUUUUUCGUAUUACUCUAUAUGUACAUCUGCUUAUGUAUUACCAUUCAGGGUACAUUUUCUUGCCAGCUGAAAGUUUUUCUAGUUUUGCACUGACUAUGCAGAUAAUAGUGACUGAUAUGAAACAUUGUAGGUAGCAUAUAUUAAAACUGUUUAUGGUUUUUUGCACAAUCAGAAUAAUAGUCAAAAAGGGAUGAUCAAGGUAUGUUUGUUACAGUGUAUUAAAAAAUUUUAUGUCUCUUACAUUUCCUCUGUGCGCACGAAAAAUAUUGAAAUGAUAACCCCGCUUGAAUAAUUCAUUGUUUAACACCACUAUAUACUGAUCAUAGUGUACUGAAGUUUAUGAGCAAUAUUAGUUUGGUUAGUAUCCUAUGAAAUUCAGCAAAAAUGAUUUUGUCCAGCGUUUAACUACUCUGUUCAAAAUGUACCAAUGCAAAAUAUGAAAUGGCAUUGGACUAUUUUUUGAUUUACUUCUUGUAACUUCCCUGGGUAGAAAAUCUGUGUCACUUUUCCCAACCUUUGACUAUACCCUCAUAUCUCUCCCAUUUUUUUCAUUAAUACUGCAAGAAUAGGUUGUGAGUUCUGUUUCCUCUUCUCCACUCUAUUAGUAAUUAUGUUGUCACUUAUGUUGUCACCACUGUUACUUGAUCAGUAUUGGUAUGAUGAUGCAUAUAUUUUAUGUGCUUGCUUUUAGUAUUAAAAAAUGAGAAGGGAAAUUUUAACAUUCACAGAAUUAAUACAGGGCUUCCAGUGAUUAUGUCCUUUGCCUCUCUGUAUUUCAUAUAUGGAUUAGACCUAUUUGUCGCAAGCUAACUAUAUUAGGAGACUUGCAUAAUUCACAGCUUCAUUGUAUUAUGGUCGUACAAUAUAAUUUCUAAAUUAGACUUGGAUGGACAGCUAUUGCAGAGUAUUUGUUAAAGAAUGUUAAAUAUUUAUCUGGAAUUUCUAAGUGCUGAAGUUCAUUAUACAGCACUGUACAAUAUUACAAAAACAAUGAAAUGACAUUAAUUAGUAUUAUUCUGUCUUGCUUUUAUGAUUCAUGUUUCUUUAAGACACUAUAUGUAAUGACUGUUGAUCUUUCAGGUUUGAUAUUUUUAUUAUUGUUCUGUCGGUAUUAUUAAUGGCAUAACUUGUGUUUCUUUUAUGUACAUAUUAGAGAAAUUAUGUUGACCUAAACUGCUGCGGAGUUUAAAUUCUUAUUUUGAAAAGCACAUUUCUUGCAAAUCAGAGAAUUAGCUUUUUGGAGAGUUCUCAUGUUACCUGUCUGUUUACUUUGCUAAAAGUUUAUCAUGUUAAAUAUU